Molecule: messenger RNA, 462 nt
Organism: Microthlaspi erraticum
Lineage: Eukaryota; Viridiplantae; Streptophyta; Magnoliopsida; Brassicales; Brassicaceae
Source: the annotation of a GenBank genome assembly
AUGAACCCCUCUGUUGUGGCUGCCACAAGAGGAUUGGACUUCUCCAAAAGUUCAACAAGUGGCAAGGGAAAGCCAUGGAAAGAUGCAAAAGUCCAUGGACAAGAUGGUGAGCAAGAUCAAGAAGCUUGGAGAAGAAGGUUCUGGUUCUUCAAGCAAGAAAAGAAGUCACCCAAGGCUCCCACUUUCCCUAGGAGUAGCACUCCUCACCACUCAAGGAGGCUCCUGCCCAAGAGCCUCACAGAGCCUCUUCUUUCGAGCCAAGGGAAGGAGAAGACAACACGCAGAGAAGGAGGAAGACUUCCAAGGCCAGACGCUCCAGCUCGACCACCGGACUCGAUCGAGUCCAAACAGAGGAAACUCAACUCGAUCGAGCUGACGGUCGAGUUGACCUGGAGGAGCCCCAGUUCGAGGAUCCGGGAUUUGAAUACGAUCCCAGCCUUACCAGGAGCCUCCCCGGAGUAG